AGGCUCGGACGACGACGAAGAAGGCGACGAAUUUGACGACGACGACGACGACGAGUUUGACGGCCAGCCCAUCAAGCUCGGCAUGCGCGGCCGCAGCGCAGACUCGGACGACUCGGACGACGAGCAAGACGACGAGGACGAGGGUGACGACGCGGCGCCCCUCGGUGACAACGACGACGAGGAAGAUGACGGCCUGCAGACCAACAUCUCAGGUCGCGACACGUUCACGCUGCCCAGCGGUCAGGAGAUUGAGAAGGAGUCUCUGCUGCCCCCAGACCGUGUUCUCUUGCAGCAGCGCAUCAAGGACAACAUUAUGGUUUUGGCCGACUUUGCCAAGCUCCGCGAUCCCGAGCGAUCGCGAUCCGAGUACAUGGAGGUGCUCACCCGCGACCUGACGCUGUACUAUGGCUACUCUGACUAUCUGAUGGGCAAGCUGCUCGAGCUGUUCCCUCUUGGCGAGAUUGUCGAAUUCCUCGAGGCAAACGAAUCGCCACGCCCCAUCUCCAUCCGCACAAACACGCUCAAGACGCGAAGGCGCGACUUGGCUCAAGCGCUGAUCAACCGCGGCGUCAACCUCGACCCCAUCGGCAAGUGGUCCAAGGUCGGUCUGGUCAUUUUCGACUCGCCUGUUCCGAUUGGCGCCACGCCCGAGUACUUGGCGGGCCACUACAUGAUCCAGAGCGCCUCGUCCUUCCUUCCGGUCAUGGCGAUGGCUCCGCAAGAGCACGAGCGUAUCUUGACCAUGUGCGCCGCACCCGGUGGCAAGACUGCUUACUGCGCCGCCCUCAUGAAGAAUACCGGUGUCAUUUUCGCCAAUGACGCCAGCAAGGACCGGUUGCGGGCACUGGUCGCCAAUACCCAUCGCAUGGGCAUCACCAACACGAUCGUUUGCAACUACGACGGCCGCGCCUUCCCCAAGGUGAUGGGUAACUUUGACCGCGUUCUUCUGGACGCCCCGUGCUCGGGCACUGGUGUCAUUGCCAAGGAUCAGUCUGUCAAGACCAACAAGUCGGACGAUGACAUUAUGCGCUGCAGCACACUGCAAAAGGAGCUCAUUCUGGCCGCGAUCGACUCUGUCGACGCCAACAGCAAGACUGGCGGCUACAUUGUUUACUCGACAUGCUCCAUCACCGUCGAGGAGAACGAGUGGGUUAUCGACUAUGCUCUGCGCAAGCGCAACGUCAAGCUGGUCGAGACCGGGCUGGACUUUGGUCAGCCUGGCUUCAAGAGCUUCCGCGAGCGCCGCUUCCAUCCGACCGUCAGCCUCUCGCGCCGCUUCUACCCACACGUGCACAACAUGGACGGUUUCUUUGUGGCCAAGUUCAAGAAGAUUAGCAACGCCAUUCCCCGUGCGCAGGGCGAGGACGGCGAAGACGGCCAAGCAGGCAGUGACGACGAUGACGAGGAGGACGGGAGCAAGGCCGACCGCAAAAAGCACAAAAAGCAUGGCAGCGGCAAGCAGUCGGCAGACUCGAGCAGUGACAAGCACGGUCGGUCAAGUGUUGCCGCGCAAGCCAGCGGCGAACAGAUGGUGGUGGAUGCGCAAGCAAGCGCCAAGCCACUGCGCAGCAAGAACAAGGACGCCCCGAAACAAAAGCAGCAGCAGGAGGAGGAGGAGGAGAGCAAUCAAGCAGCCCAGGCCUCCGUCAAGCCCUCGACAAAGGCAAAGGAGGCGAAAUCUCAGUCUGCCGACGAACCCGCCAAGCCUGUGCGAGGUGCGAAGCGUUCGGCAGAAGCAGAUGCCCCGGUCGCUGCGCCAGCAGCAGCGGAACCAGCGUCUAGCAAAAAAGAAGGCGCGCGUCGAGCCAGAAGAGACCCCCGCUGUCAAGCCGGCAUCAUCUGCUGCUGCUGCUGCUGUCAGAGCGGCAAGUCUUCAAAGCGACCAAGUCUGCCAAGGCAUAGCUCGAGUGGUGUUGAUGGAGAGAGAGAAAAGGAGCGCUCACAAGUUCAUAUUCUUAAAAAUACAAUGGUUUUACAUUCAUUCGUGUGCGUGAGCCAUGUUGUGUGUGGGGGGGGUGUGCGUGAGCCAUGCGACUGUGCGCGCGGGAGCUAAGAAUGCACGCACAGUUUGUUUCGUCGUUGUUUCGUUUAAGUCAUCAUAGAGCGAGAGAGAGAGAAAAGAGCCGACCUGGGCCAGCUACAAAAAUUGCGACAGGAAGCAAGCUUCACAUGUCGCGGGCUUGGAUGUUUAGUUUGCAAUCAGCAAAAAGCCACGCAUCGGGAAUUCCCUCACGCACGAUGGCACCACCCUUGCACAAAG
Messenger RNA from Capsaspora owczarzaki ATCC 30864, 2260 nucleotides. RefSeq lists its product as hypothetical. Gene Ontology annotation, molecular function: RNA binding; rRNA (cytosine-C5-)-methyltransferase activity. Bases 83 to 2053 code for a protein of 656 amino acids. Gene Ontology annotation, biological process: maturation of LSU-rRNA; rRNA base methylation. NCBI's taxonomy places the organism in Eukaryota, Filasterea, Ministeriida, Capsasporidae. Gene Ontology annotation, cellular component: nucleolus. The record is from RefSeq and is a predicted model, not a curated record. The transcript has 6 exons.